CCGCACUUGUGCGAACGUCGGAGUGUUUACAAUUGACGACUUUUAAAUUACUUAUCGUCUUGAUCAUUGAACGUUUUUUUUAGCUCAUCUUUUAAUAAUGAUGUCUGGAUGAGUGCGCGUUUAUACAAAGGAAAGUGCGAAAGGAGUCCAGAGGGGGCGAAGGCUGCUCCCUACAUCCAGGACAUGGAGCUGAGGGAGGAAUGGCAGGAUGAGGAGUUCCCCAGGUAUUUUGUAUUUUCCCCCUAGACCGCUUCCUGAAGAUGCCCAUAGUCCUGAGACCCCAGGAGAAAAUGCAGAGAGACCAGCUCCACCCACCAGCCUGGCCCUUUCAGGAAACCCCAUAAGGAAGAAGCGUCUGGUGGCGCCCACCCUCAGCCUGACCCUGUCCCGCACCGACUCAGCAGACCGCAGUGUGAAGUCGGGGGACACCGGGUACUCCGCCGCCGCUCUCUCACCCGACGAAGACGACACGGACCUGGACAUCAACCUGGAGGCCCUGGAGACGCCCUCAGACAGCGAGUCCUGCAACUUCCCUGACAGCAUGCACGAACUGGAGUGGGAGGAUGACCUGCCGCGGCUGGGCCGGGGGGAGGAUGGUGUCUCAGGCACCACGGUGAUGGAGCAGGCAGAGAUGGGCUCCAUGGAGCUAGACCAGGUGGACAACAGGGGGCGCCGCUGGAGAAGGUUCUGCGUGGCAGGACAGGAGUACCACGUCAACAUGAGUGUCCUGGAGCCAUACCUCCAGGUGCUGUCCCACGGAGGUAUGCCUAUGGGUUUCCUAGGUUACUACGGGCAGGCUAUGAAUGCCAUCAUCAUGUUCUCCUCCUGUUACCUACCAGAGAACACGGUGGAGAACUAUGAGUACGUCAUGGACAAUCUCUUCAGGUACAUAGUGGGCACGCUGGACCUGAUGGUGUCAGAAGGCUAUGUCAUGGUGUACCUGUGCAGCAUGGCACCCAGGAAUAAGAUGCCCGCCAUCAAAUGGCUGCGACAGUGUUACACCUCCAUUGACAGAAGGUUGAGGAAGGAUCUGAAGGGACUCUUUGUAGUCCACCCUGCCUGGUACAUCAAAGCACUCAUCACUGUCGUCAAGCCUUUCAUCAGUGAGAAGUUCAGCCGGAAGAUCCGCUUCAUUCACAGCCUGCAGGAGCUGUCCGAGUACAUCCCCAUGGAACGCCUGCAGAUUCCCGACAGCAUCCGAGAGUAUGAUGCGAGGAUGAACGGAUGAGGUGAGGCACAUAUCGUGGGAAGCCAAAGAGCGGACAUUUUGAGUGGAAAGGCGAAGGAGGGGACGACAGCGGACGAUCAGGAACCAUGGAAGUUCAAAGGUUAACUAGUCUAAAUGUCACCCUGCAGGUAUGCUUGGACGUGCAGCACUUUUGUUGUACAGAAAAUGAAAAACGUUCAGUUUGUACAGACACACCUUUUAUUUAUUCAUCGUUGAAUGUAAUGUCACUAAAGAAGUUCACUACCCCAAGCCAAUGGCUUUGCAACAGUUUCAUAACUACCCCUAUUUUGUGGUACUUGAAUGCAACCCUGUCAUAUGUAUUGAUGCCAGAGUGAUUUGUGAGACCUGUCAUCAAGGGGCAACCUACAGUCCGUUUGAACACAACAUUUACUGCUACAUUAUUUGUAAGGGCUUACUGCACUCUAGUGCCAAGUACAACACUUUUGACUGUCAGGUAGAUGGGAUGUCACCUUUUAAUGUUUACUAGAAUGUGAUUGAUGCGCAACAAAUACCAGAGGUUAAGAUGGAGACACUUAUAUAAAGUGCAUUUAAUUUUAAAAAUCUGAAUUUACAUCAUUACAUAAAUUCUGACAUAUUUUACUGUAUUAUUCUGACCUUGGUUGUAAACCUAAGCCUUUUUAUAGCCUACCCUCAGAGCAAAUAUUUAUGUAAGAGAACUCUUGAACAACCUGUACUUUUCUAAUUGUAAUUUUCUAACCAUACUUUCUAUAGCUGAAUGAUCUUCUCACUUUCUAAGAGAUUUGUUUUAGAGCACUGCUUACCACAUGGGUAAGGGCUUUUACACAAUUUUAAAGGAAGGGGUGUCACCAUGGCAAUGCUGCAGGCAUUCAGGAAAUGGGCUUUGACAGCCACAGGAAGUGAGGUAGCUAUGGAAGAAGAAUACUGCUGCCUGCGUUUACUGUAACUCAUACACAGGAACAGUGACAUAUCCAUUAAUAAGGGAUGAUGAAAAAUAUUAUUCUGAAAAUGAAGAAAAUGUUUCUGAAAAAGGGAGCUAUUGAAUGUAUUGUUUUUAUAGUUUUAUGUUACAGUCCUUUAUGCUACCACUGCAAAAAAACAUUUUCAAUGUUACUGCUACUGAAUUAUAACAACACCAUAUUGGGGAUGUUUUUAAAUCUUCAAAAGACUCAUUUAAAAACUGCUGGUAGUUAACAUUUAUGGACACAACAACAGAUCUUAAAUACAUGAGACGAUGAUGCAUUCAGUAUUAAAUCAGAUUAGUAUUCAGUCAGAUUAUAUGGUGGUUGGUAUCGCUCAUGUCAGCUGGGUGUUCUGAAAUUAAUACUCCUUAUAGUGCUCCACGUGAGCCUGUUUUGGCAGAAUUGUGUUGCAUUGUGGAGGAGAGGAAACCGAAUGGCCUCUGGUCACCAGAGAUGGAUAUGGGGUCAUUUGUUAACACAUGACUAGAGUCUGGCUGCUUGUUUUUCAGGGAUUAUUUUGUACCCCUCUGUAUUCACAUCUUUGUCCCGGUGGUCUGUCUGGUCAUCAGUUGUUCAUGUAAAUAAAGUUGUUAUCACGGGAUUCGUCUUUGGGCUAUCGUGUUUUUGUU
Coregonus clupeaformis (lake whitefish) is the source of this 2798-nucleotide messenger RNA. Its product is annotated as BCL2/adenovirus E1B 19 kDa protein-interacting protein 2-like. Lineage: Eukaryota; Metazoa; Chordata; Actinopteri; Salmoniformes; Salmonidae. Bases 209 to 1228 code for a protein of 339 amino acids. Gene Ontology annotation, biological process: apoptotic process. The transcript is spliced from 10 exons. The record is from RefSeq and is a predicted model, not a curated record. Gene Ontology annotation, cellular component: cytoplasm.